CAGACUAUGAGAAGACACAGAAAUGAAGUUACAAUUGAAUUGCGGAAGAACAAAAGAGAUGAACAUCUUUUGAAAAAAAGAAAUGUUCCUCAAGAAGAAAGUUUAGAAGACUCUGAUGUUGAUGCUGACUUCAAAGCACAAAACGUAACACUAGAAGCUAUACUGCAGAACGCCACAAGUGACAACCCCGUGAUCCAGCUGAGCGCUGUCCAAGCUGCAAGAAAACUCCUAUCUAGUGACAGAAAUCCACCUAUUGAUGACUUAAUAAAAUCUGGAAUUUUACCAAUUCUGGUGAAAUGCCUAGAAAGGGAUGAUAACCCUUCGUUACAAUUUGAAGCUGCAUGGGCAUUGACUAACAUAGCGUCAGGCACUUCUGCACAGACUCAAGCCGUUGUACAGUCCAAUGCAGUACCCCUCUUUUUGAGACUACUUCACUCGCCGCAUCAGAAUGUCUGUGAGCAAGCUGUCUGGGCUCUCGGAAAUAUUAUAGGUGAUGGUCCUCAGUGUAGAGAUUAUGUCAUAUCACUGGGAGUUGUCAAACCUCUUCUGUCCUUCAUCAAUCCCUCCAUUCCCAUCACCUUCCUUCGGAACGUCACAUGGGUCAUUGUAAAUCUCUGCAGGAAUAAGGACCCCCCACCGCCUAUGGAGACAGUUCAGGAGAUUUUGCCAGCAUUGUGUGUUCUCAUUUACCAUACAGAUAUAAACAUUCUUGUGGACACKGUUUGGGCUUUGUCCUACUUAACAGAUGGUGGCAACGAGCAGAUACAAAUGGUGAUUGAUUCCGGAGUUGUGCCCUUCCUAGUUCCCCUCCUGAGCCACCAGGAGGUGAAAGUUCAAACAGCAGCACUGAGAGCAGUAGGCAACAUAGUGACUGGUACUGACGAGCAAACACAAGUUGUGCUCAACUGUGAUGUUUUGUCUCAUUUCCCCAAUCUCCUGACACAUCCAAAAGAGAAGAUAAACAAGGAAGCAGUUUGGUUCCUUUCCAAUAUCACAGCAGGAAACCAGCAGCAAGUGCAGGCUGUAAUAGACGCUGGGCUAAUCCCUAUGAUCAUACACCAGCUGGCGAAGGGGGACUUUGGAACACAAAAGGAAGCUGCUUGGGCAAUUAGCAAUUUGACAAUAAGUGGGAGGAAGGAUCAGGUCGAAUACCUKGUACAGCAGAACGUAAUCCCACCGUUCUGCAAUCUGCUCUCAGUGAAGGACUCUCAAGUGGUACAGGUGGUGCUGGAUGGGCUGAAAAACAUCCUGAUAAUGGCUGGCGAUGAGGCUAGCACAAUAGCUGAAAUUAUAGAAGAGUGUGGAGGGUUGGAGAAAAUCGAAGCCUUGCAACAGCACGAGAACGAAGACAUUUAUAAACUAGCAUUUGAAAUCAUAGAUCAGUAUUUCUCUGGCGACGACAUCGAUGAAGAUCCCAGUCUCAUUCCUGAAGCCACUCAAGGAGGUACUUACAAUUUUGACCCRACGGCCAACCUGCAAACGAAAGAAUUUAAUUUUUAAGUUCGAUAAAAUGCAGCUUCUCUGUCCCACACCAAUAUGAAGCACCACCAGAUGGCUACCAAAUGAAGAAACAAAAGGCUCCAAGACACACAUGCCUCUUCGUUUUGAUGCUUCUAAAGCAAGCCAUGUAUCGGUCACUUUGCAGUUGCCAAACGUCACUAUCACAUGGACUGUAAAUGCAUAUGCAUGAUCUCUUAAACUGUUUUAGAAUUCUUUUUAACAGUCCCAACUACCUUUUUUUGCCUUUUUCCUGGUGCCACAUGCUGACAACCGCAAUCUGCAGUUUUGUUAAGAAUAUUCCAUAGUGGUGGCACAUUGGCUUUCCACGGAAAAGUCGCUUCUUUGGAAAAUGGUGCGCUGUGGAUCAAGACACUUUGGUAUGACGCGUACAUUUUGGAAGACUUUACAAGGGCCCGGGUUGCUCCGGGCCUCCAUCAUCGUCCUCCACAAAACAUAUUUUCAUAUACUUUAUGUGGAAGAAUAGAUUAAAAAAAAAAAUGCAAGCCAAAUGAAUUUCAUUGGUGAAACUGAAAUAAAAGUAACUUCAAACAAACACUUGGCAAUUGAUUAAACACUUAAGCUUAAAACAAACAAACAAAACUACUUCAUCUAUCAGUAAUUGAUGUGUGUUCAUUAACUGCCUCAGAAACCAGGGUUGGAGAAUGAACUGUAGAUUUGGACUGGUAAAGCUUUUGCCAUUAUACCUAAUUUUUGAGAACAGCGAGCCCUAUUUGACCACUCACUUCAGCCUGUGUGUUCCUGCUGUUUUGAAGUAAUCAAAUGCUGUGCAUGGUAUUUUACCUGAGCUACAACCUGUUAUGGACUUGAACUUCUGUUUAAGCUGAAAGCAAGAGUCCCAGACUGUAGAGAGAAAAAAAAAAAAAAAAAAAAAAAGUGGAAAAAAAAGAAAUCUGUCCAAAAAUGUAUUAGCUCAAAAGAAUCUUGCUUUCAACUUUCAGUAGUCAAUAUAUUUUGUUUUAAAUUGAUAAUUGGAUAUGGUUGAUUUAUAUUGGGUUUAAACUGUGGAGCUUUCAUGUUUACUGUAAUUUAGUCUUAAACUAUUUUUUACUUAGUAACCAGUGCUUAUGAUGAUGUGGUUGGCAACAAACCAGCACCUACUUAGAAGCGUCCUAAAAGCUUCACUCUUGGAGUAUUGGGAGAGCAAUUGAGAAAUUUCGUCUCCGAUCUUAUUCGCGCGAUUAAAAAGCUACAAACUGGUCGCUGUGUGAGGCUGGUGGGAGCUGCAGUUCUUGAGCAGAAACGCGGUGUGCGGCGCACAUCGCACAACUCCACGUACGGGAGGGGAGGUCGUUGCUUUCGGAAACCCGGCCGCCCCCGGCAUUUCCAGAGGGAUUUUGGCACCGCUGGGGCGCAGGUGGAUCACUUCGGGAUUCUGUAAGCUAUCACACAAACUGGUUUUGUUGCUGUUGUUUACUGGGUGUAACUUCCCAAUGCAUUGAUGUGAAGGGAUAGAAAAAUCUAAACUAAUUUAGUUAUUGGAUGUGGGUUGUAUUUACUGUGAUGAAGAUAAGGCCAGAUGCCAUCAGAGCUUUGUGGAUCAGCUGUUUUUCCACUGAUGAACAACGCAUAGCAGGUGUGCAUUCAUUAAAUAUAUAUCUGCCAAGGUGGAGCCACUUUAAAGAGUGAGUUGUCUUGUAUCUUAACCGGAUACAAGCGUAUGUUUAAACUGCAAGAUUUUUACUUGCUAGAUAAUCUGUUUUAAUAUAGUGGUUUGGCCUCUGAUUAUUUAUAGGUUUUAUAAAUUUUAGAAUCAAUUUCUCUUUAAGGUGGCUCAGAUUUUUUCAACUCUUGUGCACAUAAAAUUGAGUUGAAGUUCAUUGUGCCUUUUUUCUUUUCCCAGAAGUUGAGUUGAAGCUUCAUAUGGUAACUGCAUCCUAUUCACACACUAUAGUCUAAAAUCUUGAAACUGUGUGGUGUUCGCUAAGAAACUAAACAAUAAAAAGUCAAAGUUAGGUAAGGUCACAAAGUUUUUGUGAAAUUAGAGUUCCAGCAGACGUUAUUGUGAACAAAUACUCCCCCUUCUAACUCGAUUUUGUCUCCCUAUCCGCCGUAGAGACUGACGGUUCCCCU
Nothoprocta perdicaria is the source of this 3591-nucleotide messenger RNA. It is a transcript of the gene KPNA3, whose product is annotated as karyopherin subunit alpha 3. Bases 7 to 1500 code for a protein of 497 amino acids. The transcript has 16 exons. Lineage: Eukaryota; Metazoa; Chordata; Aves; Tinamiformes; Tinamidae. The record is from RefSeq and is a predicted model, not a curated record. Gene Ontology annotation, molecular function: protein binding; nuclear import signal receptor activity. Gene Ontology annotation, cellular component: nucleus; nucleoplasm; cytoplasm. Gene Ontology annotation, biological process: NLS-bearing protein import into nucleus.